Molecule: messenger RNA, 806 nt
Organism: Microdochium trichocladiopsis
Lineage: Eukaryota; Fungi; Ascomycota; Sordariomycetes; Xylariales; Microdochiaceae
Exons: 1
Coding region: 131-727 (198 amino acids)
Source: RefSeq, a predicted model, not a curated record
UCAUCGUGCACUCGUCUGGUCUUGGUCCUCGUAUUGCCCUGUUUUGGCCACGCGAAGUGAUUAAGCUCGAGAUUGGCAUGGAGAGUGGAGCAGAACCUCGGGCCGGCCACGCCACUUAUGUCGUGGUGUGAUGCAUUGUGCCUCGAACCAUGGGUUUUUGCCCUGGGCCACGGAGUUGAAAGGCCGGAAUUUAACGGCAGACACGGAGGAACUGCGUCUCGGGAAGCAGUGUCUUUUUUUCAUGUGUGAUGUGAUUGCUCUCUACACCUUUGAGAGCAACCGAAAUCCACAAUUACGAUCCGCUGUAGUACAGGCAGGCAAUGCAUCAUCCAAGGGCCUGUACUUUUGUUGGAGGAAACCUACGCUCGUCUAUAUGUCGAUGAGACAGUGCCAACGUACUGGCCAUCUUGUACUCUGCCAGGACAGCUUGUCAUACUUAAGGCAAGGUCCCGGCGCCUGUGCGACUGAUAUCAUGUCUCCUUCGUGUGUCAUCGAGGACGGCGCACAAGGCGUCAAACUCGGCGCAACUCAAGCGUCAGUCACCGCCAUAAUUUUGAUGGCCGCGAUCUUGAUCAGGGGCUUGUUCGACAGAUUGUUCGCCAAUCGCCCCGUACCAGCGCUGAUUGACACAAGUGCAGGAACUGGCCCGGCGAGACCUAUUAGACCCGACCUUCCUCACCUCAUGACAUGGAGACCAGCAAAGUCCUUGUGUGGUUGGGAGGUCUAACAGCCGAGAGAGCCAAGACACAUCUUAGCCAUUGUCACUACUACAGGGAACCUUAAGAUUUGUGGUUUUCGGUCGCAGC